AUGAAUUCAAAGGACAAGCAGAUAAAGGAAAGACUUUACCAGCUCAGGAAAACCAGUGCAGAUGGACAGCUGCAGAUUCAACAGAUUUGGAGGCGCUAUGAUGCUGACAGCAGUGGGUUUAUAUCUGCUGUGGAACUUAAGAGUUUCCUGGAGGAUCUGUUUCAGCAGCAUAACAAGCAUAUCACUCUGGACAGACUGGAGCAGUACACCCACGUCAUGAUGAAGAUGUUUGACAAAAACCAAGAUGGUCGGCUGGAUUUAAAUGAUCUUGCCAGGAUUUUGUCCCUAAAGGAGAACUUUCUGCUGAAAUUUGAGAUGGACGCAUGCAGUCAAAAGGACCGACUGAGGGAUUUUGAAAAAAUAUUUGCCCACUACGAUGUGAGUAAAACAGGAGAGCUGGAGGGACCAGAGGUGGACGGAUUUGUUAAAGACAUGAUGGAGCUGGUCAAGCCAAACCUGAGUGGAGCAGACUUGGACAAGUUCAAACGGGCCUUGCUCAGUCACUGUGACAUAAACGGAGAUGGCAAGAUCCAGAAGAAUGAGCUGGCACUGUGUCUGGGGCUGAAACUCACUACUUGA
Molecule: messenger RNA, 579 nt
Organism: Trichomycterus rosablanca
Lineage: Eukaryota; Metazoa; Chordata; Actinopteri; Siluriformes; Trichomycteridae
Product: secretagogin-like
Exons: 9
Coding region: 1-579 (192 amino acids)
Biological process (GO): regulation of long-term synaptic potentiation; regulation of presynaptic cytosolic calcium ion concentration
Cellular component (GO): nucleus; cytosol; synapse
Molecular function (GO): calcium ion binding
Source: RefSeq, a predicted model, not a curated record